Molecule: messenger RNA, 1090 nt
Organism: Aspergillus uvarum CBS 121591
Lineage: Eukaryota; Fungi; Ascomycota; Eurotiomycetes; Eurotiales; Aspergillaceae
Exons: 2
Coding region: 84-977 (297 amino acids)
Biological process (GO): nucleobase-containing compound metabolic process
Molecular function (GO): nucleic acid binding; 3'-5' exonuclease activity
Source: RefSeq, a predicted model, not a curated record
UCUACCCUUCUGGAUCGGUCAGAUCUUUAGAUUACAGACGUUCUCAAUAUCUGCUCUAGGCCUCGAACACAGAAGAAAACAAGAUGUCCUCUGCCUUCGAUGCUAGGUUUCCCAAUACGAAAGCCUUGGUGAAUAUCACGACCACCGAAGCCCCCGUCCCAUCCUUGCCAAAAGCAGAAAUCCCUGAUAUUCUGGAAAUUUCAGCGUCGUUGAAGAGAGCAACACUUCAGGAACACCCUGACUACAAUCUGGUAGCAACAGAUGCCGAUGUAGCCAACCUUGUUGAGUCGCUAGAGAAUGUGCCGGCUGACUCACCACCUUCAUUGUUCGUUGAUUUGGAGGGAGUGAACCUUUCUCGACAUGGAAGUGUCUCACUCCUUCAAAUCUUUGCUCUUCCGCAGAAAAAAACUCACUUGAUCGAUAUCCACACGCUCAAGGGAAAAGCCUUUACCAAAUCGUCAGUCACUGGGACAACCCUGAAGGACAUCCUAGAGUCUCCUUCAAUCACCAAGGUUUUCUUUGAUGUGCGCAAUGACUCCGACGCCCUGUAUAGCCACUUUGGCAUAAAGCUUGCGGGUGUACAAGAUCUCCAGUUGAUGGAGCUUGCCACGCGAACCUUCUCGAGGAGGUGUGUUAAUGGAUUAGCAAGAUGUAUCGAAAAUGACUGUCCGAUGACUGCCGCGGAAAGGCGGAGCUGGAAGACGACAAAACAAAAAGGACUUGAUUUAUUCGCUCCGGAACGUGGAGGUACUUAUGAGGUUUUCAAUUUACGCCCACUGGCCGAUGAGAUUAUACAAUACUGCAUUGAGGACGUCAGGCUUCUACCGAGGCUGUGGGAAAAGUACGAUCGAAAGAUAACUCUACGUUGGAGAGCAAAAAUCAAACUGGAAGCAGAAAAUCGAGUUCGUGAGUCACAAUCUAGUACAUUCAAUGGCAAGGGCAAGCAUAUGGCAUUAGCACCCAGCGGCUGGUCUUGAAGUUUGGGUUGUGGAUGUGAGCAAGCUUAGGGGUUUUCAGCUCGCUCAGUUAUUCGAUCGGCUGCGAGAUUUAUUCUGAGUACAACAGAAGGAGUCAAUCAUCUAGGUUUAAU